UGUAGCAAUUUAGAGGAGGCGCGUGCUAGAAAUGCCACAAUCAGCAAAGAAGACAAGCAAAACCACGCGCUAUCGAAUGUAACUCAGCAUAGUCUGCGCGCGAUUCCUCCCGUUUCAAAGAUAGCAGAAAUGAAUAACCGUGCACGCUCCAGCUGUUAAAGAGGGUCCUAUAAAGCGCGGAGAAAGAGACCAUGUGAAGGCGUCUUGCAAAAUAUCUUCGUGCAGGAACAAGUGAAAGUUAAGGCUCUGAGCAAGGAAUGUCUACAGAAGAGAAGCCUGAAGCUCCCAUGUAUGUGUAUGAGUCGACGGUGCAUUGUGCCAACAUCCUACUGUGCCUGAAUGAACAGCGGAAGCAGGACGUCUUGUGCGAUGUGACCGUGCUGGUGGAAGGUAGGGAGAUCCGUGCUCACAGGGCAGUGCUGGCAGCCUGUAGCCAGUAUUUCUCCCAGCUGCUCAGAGCCCAGACAGAACAUGAGCCAGUCAUCAGCCUGCCACAGAAGGUCACAGAGAGAGGCUUUGCCCCACUGUUGCAGUUUGCCUACACAGCCAAACUGUUACUCAACAGGGACAACAUCCAGGAAGUCAUGUGCUGUGCAGAAUUCUUAGGCGUGCAUAACCUGGAAGACUCCUGCUUCCGCUUUCUACAGGCUCAGAUGAAAAGUGAGGUUGAUGACAUGCACAACAGCCAGAACCCCCUAUUACCUCAUACACUGGGUCAGAACCAUCAUGGAACAAAGUAUGGAAUUGUGCGACCAAAUGAUUCCAAACCACCACUGUUUGGAUCAAGGCUGCACUCUUGCGACCUCAGCCCUUCCAAGGACAUAAAGCAAUUGCAUGUCCCAAACAACCUGCAUGAAUCAGACCAAGCUUCUUCCUUUGAUCUCCCUCGUUGUCCCAAAUAUAGAAAGUACCAUCAGGUAUAUGCGAAGCACAACGUAACCACCUCGUCAAAUAGCAGUACCUCAAGCUUACACGGAUUGAUGCAAGAUACCAUCACCAGUAUUGAUGCCCGGGGCCUGGAUAUCUCCAAUGUGAAAACAGAGCCAGCUGCUGGGGAGGAAUGCCUACCACUGGACCUGUGCCAGGUGGAACAGGAUGUUCUGGUCAGGAGUAGAGGGACAGAUGUGGAAAAAGACAUGGAAACAGAGUUAGAUGGCAGGCAGCUAAGUUCAACACCCACUGAACUGCCUCCAAGCAAACGUUCACCAGUGUGCCUGCGCUCCCUUGUUAAAAAGGAAGUAACAACUUUGGAUCAGUGUCUUACCUCUGAUGUGCAGCUUGCCAACAGAACCUCUCGCAUUCGAGAUAGACAAGUUGCUCAGGGUGACUUUCAAAAGGACUAUCACGCUUUCGUUGGGGGACUUGUGACUUCCUCAAAGAAGGUUGAGAAACUAACCGAUGGAUUGUCCUUCAAGUCAUUGUCCUUUGAAAGGAUCUGUUCAAAUGAAGUUGAACAGGAGAGUGACCGAAGGAGUGUCAUUUUCUCCUCUCGGGCCCCCAACCAUCUGACGGCACCAGCUUAUUCCUACCCUGGAGAGAGUUGUAUGGGGAAGGAGACCCUGGAAGACCCAUGGGCAGGUUCCAGCCAGUCAUUCCCAUGCUCCCUAACACUAUCCCCUACUUCUGUCUUUCAAGAGCCUCCAUUGUCCUACCGCCAUCACCCAAAAAGCAGCUGUCCAGUGCCCAUCAAAAUGUGUCCCCAGUCCUCUCGCACUGAGUGCCACAUCAGAACCUCUAGUUCUUGCUCUUCCUACUCUUACGCUGAUGAUGGCAGCGGAGGUUCGCCAUCCAGCCUGCCCCAGUUUGAGCUCUCUUCCUCUCCUUGUUCCACCAUGGCGCGAUGCCUGGCUCUUGAGCACCAGGAGCACAGCAUGUCAGGGCCACCGAAGAUCAAGUGCGAGAUGUCGUAUGACACCAAUUCCAGUGACGAGUCUGGAUCCUUCUCUGAUGGAGAUAGCGAAUCAUGUCCCACCAAAGAGCGCAGGCAAGAGGUGAAACUGCCUUUCUCAUUAGAUCACAUCACAAAGCUUCCACGGAAUGACUUUCAGCUAAUGAUAAAGAUGCAUAAACUGACCUCGGAUCAGCUAGACUUCAUCCACGACAUGCGACGUCGCAGUAAAAACCGCAUCGCAGCUCAGCGCUGCCGGAAAAGAAAGCUGGACAGCAUUCAGAACCUCGAGUGUGAGAUUCACAAACUGGUUUGCGAGCGACAGAAGCUCCUAACCGAACAGAACCAGUUGAAGGUCUGUAUGGGAGAGCUCUGGGAAAACUUUUCAUUUUUGUCUCAGGAGGUCUGCCGGGAGGAACAGCAGAGUCCAGGUCAGACCCGAUCUCAGUAUCAUCUGCAUCCAGGACCUGUUUCAUCCAGUUCAACCAGUACAGACCUUAGAAUCUCUCCCAGUCCCACCAGUAUAGAUAUCACGCUCGCAUCCAGUGGCAGCAUGGUGUCGUCCCAAAACUUCUCUGACUGCCAGGCCACGGCUGAUUUGCCAUGCCCACACCUAAGAGUGACCGGAGAGGCUGUGCUGUCCCAGGACAGUGUCACCUCUCUGAGGUCAGAGUCCUCCCUCCAGACAGCCAGCUCGAGCGUGACGAUGGAUUUCUGCCAGGAAAUGACUGAGAAAUGCACGACAGAUGAGCAACCACAGAGGAACUGAAUCUAGUUACCUGGAUUUUAUUUAAUUUUUUUGUCAUCAUUUACUUACCCUCAUGUUGUUCCAAACGUAUGAUUUUCUUUCUCAGUCUGAGUCACCAUUCGCUUUUUUUGUAAUGGCUGGGGCUGACAUUCUGCAUCUCAAUUUGUGUUCCACAGAGGAAAGAAAGUCUUGUUUGGAUCUGCAUGAGUAGUUGAGGGUGAGUAGUUCAUUUUUUUUGUGAACUUUCCCUUCUUUAAUAAACAAGUAUUGGUUUAAUCAGAUUUUUAAAUGUUACACUUUUUUCAUCAACAUGAAGUUUUGUUUGUUGACUGCAUGUUAUCAUGUUCAUGAUGUAGUAUACCUGUAUAUUAUGGUGAUGUGUGUGUGUGCGCGCGUAUGGAUGAGUUCUUGUACAUGCUGUAUAGGAUGCAAAAAUCAUUCUUUUUCUAAAAUCUUUUACUUUCCAUCCAUUUUUGGUACCUAAAUAUCAUAUUUAUCUCAGGAAUUGCAUUGUGUGUGUGUGUGUGUGUGUGUGUGUGUGUUGGAAACUUCAAAUCAAGCAACAUAAGUAAAUGUGAUUUUAAUGUGUUUCGAACUGUUUUGUACCUGUGCUGCAUCAUUUUUUUAUUUUGCAUUCAAGAAUUCGUUAUGUGCACCAAGAGAAAAAGUCUGAUUGAAACACUUGCACAUGAAAGCAAUUAGCUUAUCUUCUGAUUUUUGAGGGUUUUUUAUUUCCAUUCUUAAUAAUAACAAUUUAUAAUUCUUUCUCUUCUGACAGAUACCUAGCAUUUUUGUCAGCAAAUGGAGAAAUAUAACCUAUUUGAACAUCUGAUCUCCUUGAUAUUUUGUAAUGAUCGCAUUAGAUCAUUAAUCAUAAAGCACUCCGAUCUCGAUAAGCUGCAUUUACUAUUGUCCCCUCAUAUAUUUUAUGAUGAAGUAGCAUUAUAUACAACAGCAAUUUUCUAGAGGAUGUUUUGAAUUUCAGUUUUCUAGACUGUUAAAAUGAUUGGCUUAAAUCAUACCGACUUUGUAAAUUUUUGGCAGCUCACAUUUAGAACUUUUAGAUCUGCUUUGAUUCCUUCUGGGUGUUGAUGUGCACAUAACAUCAUUUUGCUGUUGUCAGAAUCAAAUCAAUAUUAUUUUCCACUCGUAUGUUUGUUUAUGGGUUAUAUUUUGUUAGGGUUGCUGACUUGUUCGUCUCAAUCUCCUGAAUGGUCUGAAUGUAGUCUAAUUUAGUAUGUAAAGUUCCUGAUGUUAAAGAAAUAGUACACUUCACACUCAUGGUGUAGAAAAUGUUAAACUUUUUCUCCUCACCUCGAAAAAAUCAAUUAUCUACGUUUUUCCCUUGUUACUCCUUAAACACACAAAAUCUUUGUUCAUAAUUUUUUGGCUUUAACCAUGUUUAUGAGCUACUCACCUGUGUGCUGUCACAAUACUGAAGUUUAAAGGUGACAUUUUUAAGAUGUAAGUAAUUUAGCUGAUUAAUUGAAAAUUACGUAGUAAAGUGCAUGAUUUUAAUGAGAGCUAAAAGCAUUUUUGGUAUUUUGUUUCUACAAAUAUUUGGCGCUCAUAAAUGUUACAGUAUGUUCGCUUAAGUCGGUUUCUAUUUUUAUAUUAGGCAAAAACAAUCAAAUAGCUUGGACGUUUAUGAAAUCGCAUUCAGUAAUACUGGUUAAUUUGUGCACUCAAAUAUUCAAAUAUCUUUGUGACAUUUACAAAUUACCAUAGAACAUUUUUCAGAAUUUGUAAAUUUGCUUAAGGAUGGAUUUGGACAACGCUUUUUGUCAUGCCUUUGUUAUAUGCAACACAAUUGUGAUAUGAAGUAAGGGCAGAUAUGAUGAUUCAUCUUUAUUGAGUUUACAUAAUAAAAGGAGAGUUUGGAAAUUCACAGAUCUACCUGUAAAAUCGAUAUACCUCUCGUCUCAGACAAGGUCUGAAGCAGAACUGGUUUACAACCUUUUAAAAAGACGUUUUACAGUCAUUUUGUUUAUGUAGAUUUUGUAUUUAUUGUACAUAUAACGAUUCUGUUUAUAGUUAUUUGUGGGAUUCUUUGAAAAUUAUUGCUUUGCUCAUCUGUUAAUCAAAUCUUGAAAAGUUGUGACCUCAGUGUUCAUAAUCUUAUCAAACUGUAUUUGUAAAAUUCUUGAAUGUGUCCACAUUUAAUUUGUCAAAAUAAAUUGCCAAGCAUGUUUUAUGCA
Messenger RNA from Myxocyprinus asiaticus (Chinese sucker), 4834 nucleotides. RefSeq names its product transcription regulator protein BACH2-like. The coding region runs from base 258 to 2657 and encodes 799 amino acids. The record is from RefSeq and is a predicted model, not a curated record. Gene Ontology annotation, molecular function: DNA-binding transcription factor activity, RNA polymerase II-specific; protein binding; RNA polymerase II cis-regulatory region sequence-specific DNA binding. Gene Ontology annotation, biological process: regulation of transcription by RNA polymerase II. Lineage: Eukaryota; Metazoa; Chordata; Actinopteri; Cypriniformes; Catostomidae. The transcript is spliced from 5 exons.